ACUUCGAUCUCUCCGUACGCUGACGUGGCAUCCCCUCUCUUUCUCUCUUUUCAUCCGACUCCUCCGCAUCGAGACCAUCGACCCCUUCUCCGAAAUCGGCGGAGAUCUCAAACCCAUCUCCCUCCCCACGAAAAGAAACCCUAACAUCUCCUAAAACCCUAACACUCGAAUCCACUCUCCCUUCCCCAUCAAUGGCCGCCUCCGCUUCACCAGCCGCCGCUGCUCCUCCCCCGCCCUUCGCCCGCGCCCUCUCAUCCUCCACCUCCCGCCUCUUCGCCCUCCCCCUCCCCCUCCACCCAACCCGCCACAAGAGCCCUAGAAUCGCAAUUAGGGCUCCGAUCGCGACCCGGUCGUCGCUGAUUUCGGAUCCCGCGGCGGCGGCGGCGGCGGCGGCGGCGGCGGCGGAGCUGGGGUUCGACGCGGUGUCGGAGGCGGAGCUGAGGGAGAAGGGGUUCAUGGGGAUGAGGAAGACGAAGCUGGUGUGCACGUUGGGCCCCGCGUGCGGCUCCGCGGAGGCGCUGGAGCGGCUCGCGCGCGGCGGGAUGGGGGUGGCGCGGCUCAACAUGUGCCACGGCAGCAGGGAUUGGCACCGCGGCGCGAUCAGGGCCCUCAAGAGGCUGAAUCGAGAGAAGGGGUUCUGCGUCUCGGUCAUGAUGGACACCGAGGGGAGCCAAUUGCUCAUGGCCGAUCACGGCGGCGUUUCCUCCCUUAAAAUCGAGGAUGGUUCAGAAUGGCUAUUUACUACAGAAAAGUUUGAAGGUUCUCGCCCAUUUACAAUUCAAGUGAACUUCGAAGGUUUUUCAGAAGGUAUUGUAGUAGGUGAUGAACUCGUGAUAGAUGGUGGAAUGGUAACUUUUGAAGUUGUUGAGAAGGUCGGGAAUGACUUGCGCUGUAAGUGCACCGACUCAGGUCUGCUUCUUCCUCGAGCUAAGUUGUCGUUUUGGAGGGAUGGUGUACUUGUGGAGAGGAACUUUGGGCUCCCAACCUUAUCGACAAAGGACUGGGCUGAUAUUGAAUUUGGUAUAUCAGAGGGAGUUGAUUUUAUUGCUGUCUCACUUGUGAAAGAUGUUGAUGAUAUAAAGCAUCUGAAGAACUACCUUGCGAGGAGAUCAUUAGACUCUAUCAAAGUAAUAGCGAAGAUUGAGAGCUUGGACUCUCUCAAGAACCUCAAAGAAAUUGUAGGGGCAUCAGAUGGAGUAAUGGUGGCACGUGGCGAUCUUGGUGUACAGGUUCCUCUUGAACAGAUUCCGGCAAUCCAACGGGAGAUCACUCUUCUCUGCAGGCAAUUGAACAAGCCUGUGAUAGUGGCUUCUCAGCUUCUUGAAUCAAUGGUUGAAUACCCUACUCCCACUCGUGCUGAGGUAGCAGACGUUUCAGAAGCAGUGAGGCAGUACGCAGAUGCUUUGAUGUUGUCAGCUGAAUCAGCAGUUGGAGCUUUUGCAGAAAAGUCCCUCUCUGUCUUGCGAAUGGCUUGUGGAAGGAUGGAAUUAUGGAAUCGAGAGGAAAACCAACAAAAGUUGCUUUCACAACAUCAACUUGCGGUGUCUUUGCCUGACCGAAUUUCUGAGCAGAUUUGCAUCUCUGCUGUGGAAAUGGCUAACAACCUCGGCGUGGAUGCUAUCUUUGUCUACACGAAGCACGGCCACAUGGCAUCUCUCCUCUCCAGCAACCGACCCAACCCACCCAUUUUCGCAUUCACCGACAACGCCAAUGCGAGAAAGAGUAUGAAUUUGUACUGGGGAGUCAUCCCAAUUCAGCUCCCACUAUUAGAUGACAUGGAAGAGAACAUUAAGCAAACUUUCAAUCUUAUGAAAUCAAGGAAUACAGUGAAACCAGGAGACUUGGUUCUGGUGGUCUCCGACUCCGAUCUGCACGGUCCGUUCCCUGCACCAUCCGUGUUCCAAUCAGUUCAGGUUAGGACUAUACCUUAGGAUAUGCAAUUCGCUUCUUAUUAUGAUGAAAAGAUAUGCUAUGUCACCUCACGUUUGAGAGAUUCUCUUAUGAAGUAAGAUUUCUUAUAUUUUUGUGGCACUGUUUAGUUUGAUCAUACUUUCUUAUUGCAAUUAAAUUAUAGAACUAAUAGAGUAUUACACAUUCUUGUAUGACGGCUGAUGUAUCUAUCUAUAAAUGGCUUGUUUUCUUUGCCUGCUUC
Ananas comosus (pineapple) is the source of this 2152-nucleotide messenger RNA. RefSeq names its product pyruvate kinase isozyme A, chloroplastic-like. Gene Ontology annotation, cellular component: cytoplasm. The transcript has 7 exons. Gene Ontology annotation, biological process: glycolytic process. The coding region runs from base 192 to 1931 and encodes 579 amino acids. Lineage: Eukaryota; Viridiplantae; Streptophyta; Magnoliopsida; Poales; Bromeliaceae. Gene Ontology annotation, molecular function: pyruvate kinase activity; magnesium ion binding; potassium ion binding. The record is from RefSeq and is a predicted model, not a curated record.